Molecule: messenger RNA, 2058 nt
Organism: Rhododendron vialii
Lineage: Eukaryota; Viridiplantae; Streptophyta; Magnoliopsida; Ericales; Ericaceae
Product: probable CoA ligase CCL5
Exons: 6
Coding region: 283-1920 (545 amino acids)
Cellular component (GO): peroxisome
Molecular function (GO): CoA-ligase activity
Source: RefSeq, a predicted model, not a curated record
AACCAACUAAUCACCCUUUCUCUCAACCAACUAAACCCUUUCUCUCUCUACAUGUCUUGGCAGCAUCUCCCAAUCCCUUUCUUUAUUGCUUUUAGUGAGUGUCGUAGGAGUAUAGUAGUAUCACUGCGAAUCUCGUUCCACGCAUGACGUAUCCUUACAAACUCAACGCAUAUCGAACAAACAGCUGCAGCCAACGCAUAUCGAACCGAGUUUUUCUUUCGAUAACUCUCGUGUCCGGAUUAACUUUCGCGCAUAUCAAAUCGAGUUUCUACAGCUACUCACAUGGCGCAAGAUAGCAUCCCUCCGACCGACCCAAGAAGCGGCUUCUCCAAAUCAAACUCCACCUUCUACAGCAAACGCAAACCCGUCCCUCUCCCUUCCAACGACUCCCUCGACGUCACCACCUUCAUCUCGUCACGUGCCCACCACGGUAACAUCGCCUUCGUCGACGCCUCCUCCGGCCGCCACCUCACCUUCUCCGACGUCUGGUCCGCUGUCGACUCCGUCUCCUCCUCCCUAUCCGCCAUGGGCGUCCGGAAAGGUCACGUCGUCCUCCUCCUCUCCCCAAACUCCAUCUUCUUCCCCAUCGUAUGCCUCUCCGUCAUCUCCAUCGGCGCCGUCAUCACCACCACUAAUCCCCUCAACACCACUCAAGAGAUUGCCAAGCAAAUCGCUGAUUCCAAACCCGUCCUCGCCUUCACCACUCCCCCACUGCUCUCCAAAAUAGCCGACUCAAACCUUCCAACCGUACUCAUCGGCGAGAAAUCUACCGCGAACGUUGUGACUACAUUGGAGGAUAUGAUGAAGGAAAAACCGAGUGAGAGCCGAGUCAAGGAGCGAGUGACUCAGAACGACACAGCGACUCUGCUUUACUCGUCGGGAACAACAGGGGCGAGUAAAGGCGUGAUUUCUUCGCAUAGAAACGUAAUCGCGAUGGUUCAAAACCUUUUGACAAGGUUAGACUCGGGAGGAAGACAACGAGUUUACAUCUGCACCGUCCCUAUGUUCCACAUCUAUGGCUUAGCAGUGUUUGCGAUAGGCCUACUAGCAUCCGGAACAACGGUUGUAAUUCUCUCGAGAUUCCAUAUGGACGAGAUGUUUUUUUCGAUGGAAAAAUAUCGUGUCACGGAUUUACCAGUGGUGCCGCCAAUUCUUGUGGCAAUGGUGAACGGUGCCGAUCAAAUAAAGCGGAAGUACGAUCUGGGGACUUUGCAUUCGGUUUUGUGCGGUGGAGCCCCGUUGAGUAGGGAGGUGAUUGAGGGUUUUUUGGAGAAGUAUCCGACGGUGGAGAUUCUUCAAGGGUAUGCGUUGACGGAAUCGACGGGAGUUGGGGCGUCGACGGAUUCGUUGGAGGAGAGUAGGAGGUACGGGACGGCGGGGUUGUUGUCGCAGAAUAUGGAGGCGAGGAUUGUUGAUCCGGAGAGUGGAGAGGCGUUGUCGGUUAGUCGGAGGGGUGAGCUUUGGCUUAGAGGUCCCGCCAUCAUGAAAGGUUAUUUCAAUAAUGCUGAAGCAACUGCAUCGAUACUAGAUGCAGAUGGAUGGUUGAGAACCGGAGAUUUGUGUUACAUCGAUGAUGAUGGUUUCGUUUUUGUAGUUGAUAGGUUGAAAGAACUCAUCAAAUACAAAGGAUAUCAGGUCCCGCCAGCAGAGCUAGAAGCUUUGUUGCUUACUCACCCAGAAAUUGUUGAUGCUGCUGUGAUACCGUUUCCUCAUAAGGAGGUCGGGCAGUAUCCCAUGGCAUAUGUGGUACGAAAAAAUGGAAGCAAUUUGUCUGAGAGCGCUGUCAUGGACUUUGUAGCUAAACAGGUUGCUCCCUAUAAGAGAAUUAGACGCGUGGCGUUUAUAGCUUCCAUCCCCAAGAAUCCCUCUGGCAAGAUACUUCGGAAGGACCUAAUAAAACUCGCAACUUCAAAGCUAUAGAAAUUGUUUCGUAAAUUAUAUGUUGGUUUGGUGAGAUUUGUGAAAUCAGUGGGAGUUGCGUUUGGCUCAAUCACAUUGCACUGUAUCUCAGAAGUCAGAACUGUGUUUUGCAAUAUAAGUUGUGCAAGCUUCUUUUAA